UAAGGUAUUAGAAUGUGAAAGUAGACGCCUUUUUGACUCAUCUCACAUUUUAUAACAUUAUUUUGAAGUUUUAUACAUGUAGAAGGACAUUUAAAAUCCUUCAAAAUAAAUAUUUAAUGGAGUUGGAAAUGCUACAGUUUAAUAAACUGCGCAUGUGUGAAUGUUGACAGUCUUAGAAUGUAGACCUAACCAUCCUUAUUGCACUCAGUAAUAACGAUCGAUGUCCAAAUGACUUUAUGAUUUUGUCACCACAUGACCAUGAAGACUCCAGGAACGAUUUUAAUUUUGCUUGUUCUUGUUUUUCCCGUGAUUACAGGACAGGGUAUUUCGGUACGAUUCAGUGGUACCGGGGCGACAGCUAAUCAGGGUAGAGUAGAGGUGCUCUAUAAUGGUACCUGGGGGACGGUGUGCGAUGAUCAGUUUGACACGGCGGACGCUGGGGUUAUAUGUAGGAUGCAGGGAUUCAAUGAGGGAGGAACAGCCAUAACUAACGGGACAUUUGGCGCGGGAACAGGCCGGAUAUGGAUGGAUGACGUAAACUGUGACGGCACAGAGCAAUCUAUAGACCAGUGUCAGUUUUCAGGAUGGGGCAACACCAACUGUGGUCACAAUGAGGACGUGGGGGUCCACUGCCGUACCUCAGGUGUGACCGCAGCCCCAACAGGGUCACCGACGACCCGCGCUCCUGCUACCAUCCAGCCUAACAACUGUACAGCAACUACUGCUCCAACCGCCCCUCAGAAUUGGGACGUGCGAAUUGUGGGCCCCACAGACCAGCGAGGACUCGGGUUCGUGGAGGUUUACCUGAACAAUCAAUGGAAUGCUAUCUGUGACGACCGCUGGGGCAGAUCCGACGCCCAGGUCAUAUGCAGAAUGCUUUGUUUUGAUCCCGUGGACGCUCGAGCGGGUUCUCCGAUUGAAAUUAACUAUGUCCGUCAGAACGUCAGCUCCACAUACGCUUUGGAUGACGUAGAAUGCCAAGGUAACGAGAACAGUAUACGAGAUUGUACCUCCACGACUGGGGCAGCCAUUGAUUGCAGCGGGCGAGAUGAGUAUGCCAGCGUAGCCUGUACAAUACUGGACAAUUCACCGCCAAUUCCCCCAAUUCCAACCUUGGAAUGUGCUAAUGGACAGAUCAAGGCUUUAUUCAGUCUUCAGAAUGAUAAGAACUUGGAAGAAAAGUUUCUUACAAUUUUCAACCAAACCACUGGUGUCUGUAAUCUCGUCAAAUCAACUGAUGCAAACUUUGUUUCCAUUAGUAUACCAUUCGACGAGUGUGGAACCCGUGUUACGACAAACGAAACGCACAUUGUUUACACCAACGUGAUUCGUUAUGACUACACAUCAACUGAGGGAAAUGUUUAUAGAGUGAAUACAUACCGAGUGGAGGUCUCGUGCGAGUUUCCACGAGAUUUGGAUACAGAUCAAGGGAUGCUUCCACAAACAGAAAGUGUAACACAAAAAGCCCCGGGAACUUUCAACAUAAGAAUGGAUUUCUUUAAAAAUAACUCAUUUAACAAUCCUGUAUCUGACUUUCCAUUGAAUCUGACUUUAGGAGAAUGGCUCAAUGUAGCACUCACUUUAGAAAACGUGGAUUCCAACCUCAAGCUAGUUGUUCCAGAUUGUGUGGCAACACCAACUACUUCUGAAACGGAUCCCACAAAUUACCCACUAUUUGAGAACAAGUGUCAAUUUGAUCCAACACUUGGGUUCUUUCCAUUAAAUUCGACGUCUUUUGGAUAUCGCUACCAAACAUUUAAGUUUGUCAAUUUCGAUGAAGUGUUUCUACAUUGUAAGGCUUUCGUGUGUUUGUUGACGGAAAAAGACGCCGAAUGUGACAGAAGUUGUAAUUCCACAGCGACCGCCACAACUGCUGCUCCAGCGGGGCGCAGACGACGAGAAGCCAUAACGAGGCCGACCUACUCGAGGCAUAUCUACAACAUCUACAGUCCAGCUAUGAGUUUUCAUAGGAAAGAUUAUGACAACUCGAUUAUCAGGCAGUGGAAUGUUACGGCCGGUCCGAUAACAACACCGGUUACGACGAGUAGCUUGAAGCCGCCUACGUCAUCAAAAGCUCAACCGACAACACAAACAGCUCACAAAACAACACAGACAACAAAGUCAGCAGGAAGCAGCCCAACAACACUAGCACGGACAACUAAAGCAGCAAAGACAACAACGACAACAGCAACACCCAAGUCUACACAGAAAGCAACAUCAAAAACAACACAGAAAGCAACGUCAAAACCAACGCCUAAUACAACACCAAAAUCAACUCAGACACCAACAACUACACAGAAACCAAUAGCUACCACGAAACCAAAGCCAAAUUAUGCCACUUCAGUAAAAAUCUCGAAAGUGACAGUUGCACCAACAACUCAGAAAGCAAAACCUAUUGUGAAUAAAAACAAGUUUUCUGAUUAUCCAGUAUCUUCGGGUUUAGCGGGUAAUAGCAAUAAACUUUCUAGCUCUUGCCAGAAGCGUUUUAACUUUUUUAAUUUUGUUUGCUAUCAAUUGAUUUUACUAAGCUCAUUACUUCUUUUGUAAAUUAUUAUGUUUGAUACCGGCAUUUCAGAUAUUAUUUAUUUAUGUUGCAUUUUGUUUGAUCAUAUUUAAUUUAUGGAUUUUUUUUUGUUUGUAAUAAAAUGUGCAGUUGUUGA
Molecule: messenger RNA, 2660 nt
Organism: Saccostrea cuccullata (small rock oyster)
Lineage: Eukaryota; Metazoa; Mollusca; Bivalvia; Ostreida; Ostreidae
Product: deleted in malignant brain tumors 1 protein-like
Exons: 9
Coding region: 253-2547 (764 amino acids)
Cellular component (GO): membrane
Source: RefSeq, a predicted model, not a curated record